This is a messenger RNA of Hippocampus zosterae (dwarf seahorse), 991 nucleotides long. RefSeq names its product RING finger protein 208-like. The record is from RefSeq and is a predicted model, not a curated record. Gene Ontology annotation, biological process: protein ubiquitination. Gene Ontology annotation, molecular function: ubiquitin protein ligase activity. The coding region runs from base 292 to 705 and encodes 137 amino acids. Lineage: Eukaryota; Metazoa; Chordata; Actinopteri; Syngnathiformes; Syngnathidae. The transcript is spliced from 3 exons.
UUUAUUUGAAUUAAAUUAAUCCAUGUUCUACUACUGAUGACUAAAUAAUGGAAUGUGGUGGAAACAGAUUUUUUGUGAUGAUAGAAUUCGGAUUUAGACACCUGUGCUAGGGUGAAUAGAAUUCUUCCGUGCAUCUGUUUAUCAGAGCAGAAUUCCCUGGAAGUGCGCUCAGCGCUCACGUGACUUGACACGAGGAGUCAUGUCUUUAAAAGUCGCUUGUUGUACAGCAGCACACAGAACACGCCUCGACCAGCUCAGCGAUCACUUCGCACGGAAACACAGUGCCUCAGCAUGUCUCCAAAUGAAGAUCUGGAGUGUGUGGUGUGUUUCCACCACUACUCGCGCAGACAACGUGUCCCACGUCUGCUGCACUGCGGCCACACUUUCUGCGCCACUUGCCUGGAGAAACUGUCCAAUGUAGACGGCGUGAUCCGGACUAUCUGCUGCCCCCUGUGCCGCUGGAUCACCUGCACUCGUGCCAGUCUGACCCUGCCGGGGGCUUUGUGGGUCAACACCGAAAUCUGGGAUCAAAUGCAAGAGAAAGAGCAGAAGAGGACAAGGGCAAAGGAGGAUUCAGGGGAGGAUAUGGACAAGCGGCUCAUCAGGCCAAUGGCCUUGGAUUCAAAUCAAAUUGCUCUCAAGUCGACAUUCCAAAAAAUGUUCAACUGUAUCACCGUGCAAGAGCAGCAUUUGCAGGCCUGCUGAUGUUUCCGUUGUCUUCUGCCGUUCAUCUGGACCAAGCCAACGUUGUUAUAUAUAUUUUGUAUAUAUUGAAUGUACAUAUAGUUUUGGAGAAACUGAGCGGCUGUAAAAAAAAAAAAAAAAACACACACACACACACAUUUGCACUGUAAAGCUGUUUUGUCCUUUUUAUUUAUACAUGUUUUAUAUUUUCUCAUUCAUUUUUUUCAUUUUCAUUUGUUUCGUCAUCAUCAGUUUCAUUCAUCAAACAGUUUGUUGUCUGUAAGAGGAAGGAAAUUUCAUCGGUGCU